Molecule: messenger RNA, 3340 nt
Organism: Trichoderma virens Gv29-8
Lineage: Eukaryota; Fungi; Ascomycota; Sordariomycetes; Hypocreales; Hypocreaceae
Exons: 1
Coding region: 1-2352 (783 amino acids)
Source: RefSeq, a predicted model, not a curated record
AUGGCUAUGUGGCCUUUUCGCAAUAGAGGCGACAAGCGCGCUGCGACAGAAAUCCCUUCUGCUCGCAAUGUAGCAAAGUCAGCCGCCGUCAGGCCUAGCCGCGAUGCGCCGAGAUUCAGCUUCUCGCCUGAUCGUCAGGACGCAAUCCAGGUCGAUCGAGCCCAAGAGCCGGCAGAAGAAAAUACGAAUGCGCCCAAUCCCAUUUGGCAGAACCGGGUACCAACCCUGCACCACAAACGAAGCGGAAACCAACCUUCGAGGAGGAAGAGCAGCAAGCGAAAGAGACAUGACCACAACCGGGAGGCAGAGAUCAAAGCCAUGAGUGCCUUUCCACCGGCACGAGCAACUACCGAUACGUUUGCCACUACUCGAAGUACAAAACGUGAUAAUAAGCGAGCAAAGACCUUGCCGGCCAGGCCACCUGCCAGGGCACCUUGGGACAGCCCUACAUCUGACGCCUCGCUACCUCUCCCCAUCUCAGUUGAAUCCCGCCUGUCCUCCGAUUCCAAUUAUUCGUCUUAUCGAGUAACUGCCUUAGAUUCUCUCGCACCCAGACCAACGUUAAGAUAUCAAGGAAGCGCUCGACUGCUCCCGUCCCGUGCUUCUGGGCUUGCACGAUCGGGCUCUCAGAAAAAGAGGCUCGCUGCCCUCGACGAGGAGACGGUCAGGGCGCAUAAGCGCAUUGAUGAGCUGGCCGACGAUUUCGAUGCCGGCGAAUUGCGUGAGCUCAUGGAAAGGGAUGCCAGGAGACGGGAACGAAACAAGCAGCAUGAGCGAGACAGAGCGGAGAGGAGAUUAGCACGAAAGGCUGAAAAGCAAAAGAAAGAGGAAGAAACCGCCAGGGAGAGGGGGACUCCGUCUCCCGAGAAUCUCGAGCGUGGUGUCAUGGGCCGAGAACUUGGUCUCGGCAUCGAUCCCCCGUCAACCGUAGUGACAUCCUCCAAGCAACGGGUUUCUCCAGAGCCAAUGUCUGAUGUCGAGGAGUAUUCCCAGAAGCCUCCCAAGGGCUUCCAGGCGGAGCCCCUAGGGACAUUCCACAGGGUAGAUACGGCACCUCGUGAACCUGAACCUACCCAAGCUCCCGAGAGAUUUCCUCAGAUUCCUCGAAUGUCAGAUGAGCGUCUUCCCACCGUAUUACCUGCUGUUAUUCGGCUUGAGGGCAACAUGUUACCCAAGACGUCGACAUCUGGGUCAAACUUUGAUUCUGACAAGGAAAAGACAUCUUUGGCAAUGGACGAUGAUGUCACGACACGGAAGGGAUCUGAGACCAGCAGCAAGACUAACCGCAUAUCGUUCUCUACCUUGCUUAGAUGGGGGAGAAGUCGCCGCAACUCGGGCGGUCCGUCUUCGUUCUCAAACACCUCGCGCGAAGAAAUGUCCAUGGCUGCCCAUGUGGCGCAAGCGAAAGCGAGAAGCCUUGAGUCACCCGGGUCGUCAUUUUCCGGCAACUAUCUAUCAUCCAAGCCAGGCUCAGGCCCACCGAAGCGAAUGAAAUCCCGCUUCCGAGAAGAUCUACCAGAACUGCCGCUAUCACCCCCUGGAUCCCGCCUUCAAUCUCCCGAAGCAGAUGCCUCGCGCCCAAGCGUUUCCGAAUACAGAUCUGCCGCUGGUUCAGAACCGAUAACUAUCCAUCACCCCAUUUUGCGAGACGAUACCCCAACUUCCGGCCAUCGUUCCAUUGACAUUUCCCAAGGACGUGCGUCGAGAGAAAAGAUGUACGGCAGCCACUCAGCUGAGCCCCAUCUUUCCAUGUCCCUGGCAUCUGUCGACUCAGAAGGCUCGUGGCUCUCAGGAAGAGUCGGUAGCCAAAGGAGCCAACGGAUGUCAUCUAUUCGUGAUAGGAUUCGAUCCCGACAACAAGACCGAGAAGCCAGGGCAGAUUCUCCUGCCAACAGCGCACGCGAUGAUCUUGAGAUUACCGAAGACGACUACAUGUCACGCCUGAGCCCCGAUCCAACGGCUCUAACAUUCAACACUCGUCUGUCGGGCGAGGGUCGUCCGAGCAGCGAUGGAGAAGAGCUCAUGGAAGAAGGCGAGGUCCGGUGGGGGGCUGUUGGAGCUCAACCGCAGUUUGUCUCACACGCAAACAACCGCGAUACCAUUCGCAGCCGCGAAGGCUUGCUUAACAUCGACUCGGGAGACGAGGAAGAUUUCGAAGCUCCCAUUUCACCCAUUUCUCCAAUUACCCCGAGCAUUGACGAGAAGGUCGACCUAGAGCGCGCCACAAGCGUGCGAAUGGAUCCUGGCCAUGCCCGCAACUUCAGCGCUGGAAGCGCGAAGCUGUUGGACAUACACCCACGAGCAUCUAUGGAUGGCAAGAGGAGGAGCCAAGAGAGGCCUAAUGGCGUGUAAGUUGAUGCUUUUGUGAUGCUAAUGAUUCCAACAGUCGAAAGAGUUCCCCGAAUCCAAAUGAGAGAGAAAAAAACGCAAAAAACAGAAAAGCAAAAGAGGAGUACCGUUUGAUGGUUCCAGUCUUUAUCUGGAACCGCCAUGGUGCACCGUUGAUGACUUUCCUUUGUACCACCUUAUAACUGACCCGAGUCACUCUCUUAUUUAUUUUCACUCCUUACAUGAUGACCGAAAAACGAUUAAAACAACAUUUAAAAAAGCUGAAAAAUCUAUACAAAACGAAACCAAAAAUAUACUGCUAAAAUGGGGAUCUCUUCGACUUCGGAAUCAUCGGCAUCUGAUAUUGCACAUCGAACCACCUUUGGACCUUUUGCUUCUUGGCAGACGUCUCGUUGUACAUUACAACCUUUGACGAACUAUGACCGGCGUUGGGCUGCUGCGUUUUGUUUUUUCUUAUUCCCAAGUACUUUUUUACAGGCACAUAUACCAGAUUUGAUACCCACUCUGCCGAAGGGGUCUAUUUUCCCGACUCUUUCGCAGCUCGUCUUGUGUUUCGGGGGGAGGCUGCGUCGUCCCGGAAGCUUGGGUAUCCGGGACCAAAAAAUGAUGAGCAUUUACAAACGAAAUGGGACGGUUCUUUUGCAUGAUGGCUGAUAUCUGCUUCUCGACUACUUUUUGUUGGUAGGCUGGUUGUGAUAUUUAUACAAUCUGUCCCUCAAGUAGGGAGGUGGAAUUGAGCUUUCAAUUUGAACCGUUGGACGAUUUAAAAUACAACAGAUUGAAAAAAAACUUACUGGGAAAACAAAAACUUAUAGAGGCUUCAUUCUGCAGGGCAGGUUGAUACUAUUGAUCAAAAUCUUGCCAUUUUUUAAUUGCGAUUUUUGGUAGUCAUUUUGACGGAGUGAUUUGUAUAUAUAGGAUGCCACUUUGUUGAGCAUAUGGCAGUUGAGAACGAUGAAGUAUCACGGUGGAAAAAUACAUCAUUGCGAUU